UCCGUCUGAACUCGAUCAUGGAUAGCAUUUGGUGGGUGACGUUGCAGAGAUAAGGCAACGCACGACCGCAAUCUUGGCCAGCGGAAACAGCUCGGUUGUGGUUCCCAGAACUCGGUUUGGUGGCUCUUUUUCAGCUGGCCAAGGUGCCGGGUGGAGGCGGCUCUGCUUCGAUAAACUUUGAUUUUCAGCUCGCCAAAUCCAAACUCCAACGCCCCAUUGGCUCGGGCGAUGGAAGGUUGCAAAAAUUCAAUAUCGAAAACAGGAAAGAGUCAUGCACAACCCGUGCUUUUCGGUGAAGAUGCCCCGUCAUCUAUGCUGUUACGAUCUGGUUUAAUUUAUGCGCAUCGAGGUCAUUGGGGCUCUGGCACACCGCAAGUUUUCAACAUCUGCAUUUUCUUUCAGCGUUUUCGCGAUUCCAUCCUUCCCGGGUGCCGCAUGUGGCGGCGGCUGGCUCCAUCCUGCCAAGCACCGCCUAACCGGUUUUGGAAAACUUCAGUGAUGGCUUGUUUCGUGCGUGUCGCGCAUUCGUCGGCCGUUUGGAGUGUCAGAUUGGCAGGCAUCUUCAGAGCGGCAGGCAGGACUGCGUAACCAUCAGCCCGCCUGGCCGUGUAUGGAGCUCCUAGACUCACCACUAGUGGCGACAUACAAAGGAGACGUGGCCAAGAUGUCGUUGUAUCUCGAAUGCUCAGCUCCCCUUCGGCAGCUGGUCCUGAGAUGG
Molecule: messenger RNA, 718 nt
Organism: Parathielavia appendiculata
Lineage: Eukaryota; Fungi; Ascomycota; Sordariomycetes; Sordariales; Chaetomiaceae
Exons: 1
Coding region: 229-588 (119 amino acids)
Source: RefSeq, a predicted model, not a curated record